CAGUAGUGUCAACUGUGUCAAUGGAAAGGAUAUGACAUUUGUAUAACUAUUUCAAUUUUUCGCUAUAAAACCACGUAUAACAUAAAUUCUUAUUUAAAAUUAGCAAUGUGAACGGAAACAGAAUCACAGUAAACUCAGAAAUGAUAAGACAAUCUCUGAAACUGAGAAAGACACUAACAGUCUUGGGCAUACUUUCUCUAUUGCUGCUAUUAUUUUUAAUUCUUACAAAAGAAAACAGUGGGGUGCACCAAAUAGUAAAAGAGGAGAAUGCUGAAAAACUAGAAUACAGAGGUUUAAAUGGUCUGCCAAAGAUGGAUAAAUUCCCUCAAACAGAUAUAUUGGAGGAGAAGAAAGAAGCCAACACAGUGAAUGAUGACACAAAACGAGAACUUCUCGAAGCUAGAUCGAGGAUAGAUCAAUUAGAAAAGAAAAUUGCAAUUUUAGAAGGUAGAGUUCCACAGAAGUAUCCAGAAGUUAAGUUUCUGGGCUACAAGGAGAGGAAAAGAAUAUUGGUGACCGGUGGUGCAGGAUUCGUGGGCUCGCAUCUAGUUGACGUACUUAUGACACAAGGCCAUGAAGUCAUUGUAGUGGACAAUUUCUUCACUGGCCGCAAACGCAAUGUUGAACAUUGGUUCGGACACCGCAACUUUGAAAUGAUUCAUCAUGAUAUAGUUAACCCACUUUAUGUAGAGGCAGAUGAAAUAUACCACUUAGCUAGUCCUGCGAGUCCACCACACUACAUGCAAAAUCCAGUUAAGACCAUUAAGACUAAUACAUUAGGAACAAUCAAUAUGUUAGGUUUAGCACGUCGAGUUGGAGCAAAGAUACUGAUAGCGAGCACAUCAGAAGUGUACGGCGACCCCAUGGUGCAUCCACAACCUGAAUCAUACUGGGGUCAUGUUAACCCAAUAGGGCCGCGGGCAUGUUACGACGAGGGCAAGAGAGUUGCGGAGACACUCGCAUACUCCUACGCUAAACAAGAGAAAGUGGCGGUCAGAGUCGCUAGAAUAUUCAACACGUAUGGACCGAGGAUGCACGUGUCCGAUGGAAGAGUGGUUUCUAACUUUAUUAUGCAAGCACUGCAGAAUUUGACUAUCACUGUAUAUGGCAACGGGAGACAGACCCGUUCCUUCUGUUACGUAUCAGAUCUCGUUGACGGACUGCUGGCGUUGAUGGCUUCCAGUUACACGCUGCCUGUCAACCUCGGCAAUCCCGUAGAAAAUACUAUUCAAGAAUUCGCCAUGAUUAUAAAGAAUCAAGUUCCGGGCUGCCGGAGCAUGGUGGCAAAGGGUGCCCCGGUAGAGGAUGACCCGCAGCGGCGCCGGCCCGACAUCACAGUAGCUAAAGAACAUUUGCAUUGGGAACCUAAGGUGUCAUUACAAGAUGGUCUGCAAAGGACAAUUGAUUAUUUCAAAGAAGAAUUGUCAAGGACAACAUUUUGCAACAAUCAAACGUAUAUGGAUAUGAAAAGUCAUAAUUAGUUUAUUUUUUAGUAUGUUUAUAUGUGAUAUUCGGGUGCCUGUGGGCGGGAGUGUAUAAAUAACAAUAAGAAAUCAUAACUUUUGUUUAAAUAUUCUCACUUUUUGUUAUUUAUGAUUCGAUGAAUACAUGGUUACCCCUAAAUGACAAAUGAGUUGUAUAUCUAAUUUAUAUUCAAUUGUUUAGUUAAAAUAAAAAUGCACAUUUCUCGUAAUGUUCGAAAA
Messenger RNA from Helicoverpa zea (corn earworm), 1703 nucleotides. It is a transcript of the gene Uxs, whose product is annotated as UDP-glucuronic acid decarboxylase 1. Gene Ontology annotation, biological process: D-xylose metabolic process. Lineage: Eukaryota; Metazoa; Arthropoda; Insecta; Lepidoptera; Noctuidae. The record is from RefSeq and is a predicted model, not a curated record. Gene Ontology annotation, molecular function: UDP-glucuronate decarboxylase activity; NAD+ binding. Gene Ontology annotation, cellular component: cytoplasm. The coding region runs from base 141 to 1481 and encodes 446 amino acids. The transcript has 9 exons.